This is a messenger RNA of Laetiporus sulphureus 93-53, 1125 nucleotides long. RefSeq names its product peptidyl-prolyl cis-trans isomerase. Gene Ontology annotation, biological process: protein peptidyl-prolyl isomerization; protein folding. Gene Ontology annotation, molecular function: protein binding; peptidyl-prolyl cis-trans isomerase activity. The transcript has 6 exons. The record is from RefSeq and is a predicted model, not a curated record. Lineage: Eukaryota; Fungi; Basidiomycota; Agaricomycetes; Polyporales; Laetiporaceae. Gene Ontology annotation, cellular component: intracellular membrane-bounded organelle. The coding region runs from base 1 to 1125 and encodes 374 amino acids.
AUGGCCUCGGAAAGACUGCUCACGUACUUCGACAUCACAAUUGGAGGGAAGCCUACCGGGCGUAUUGUGAUACAACUCUACAACGAUAUUGUCCCGAAGACCGUGGAGAAUUUCCGUGCGCUUUGCACGGGAGAGAAGGGCGAAGGCAAGUCGGGUAAGCCAUUAUGGUACAAAGGCUCGACGUUCCAUCGAGUGAUCAAGGGGUUCAUGAUUCAGGGUGGAGACUUCACCGCUGGUAACGGCACCGGAGGCGAGUCAAUCUAUGGCGAGAAGUUUGAGGAUGAAAACUUUGAGGUUAAGCAUACGAAGCGCUUCCAGCUCUCAAUGGCAAACGCUGGUCCCGGCACGAACGGCUCGCAGUUCUUCAUCACCUGCAACCCGACGGAACACCUCGACGACAAACACGUCGUCUUCGGCGAGGUGAUCCGCGGCAAGUCUGUCGUGCGCGCCAUCGAACACACGCCAACUGAGUCAGGAGACGUGCCUUCGUCUCCAUGCGUGAUUGCUGACUGUGGCCAGCUCGCGCCGGACGACCCGUCCCUCGCGGAGAGCGCGUCUGCAGGCGGAGAUCCGUACGAAGAUUAUCCCGAGGAUCAGGACCUCAUCGACGGGAAGAGCCCGAUGGACGAUCCUGUUGUCUCACUCAGGGUCGCUAAAGAGGUGCGGGAGCUAGGGAACAAGCUGUUCAAGGAGGGCAAGGUCGAAGAAGCGCUCGCGAAGUGGCAGAAAUCAAUACGAUACUUGGACAUGCAUCAGACCGUGCCCGAAGGUGCACCGCCCGAGCUGAAGGAUUCCUACGAUGCACUGCUGGCACCGCUCCUGCUCAACUCGGCGUUGGCUGCGCUGCGUCUCGGUGGCUCCGCGAAUGCCGGAAUUACACUGCGCGCAGCUGACCGUGUGUUAGAUAUGGAACUGAAUAAUUCUGACAAGGCUAAAGCGCUCUAUCGGCGAGCAUUGGCAAAUGCGGUCCUCAAGAAUGAAGACAACGCGGAGGAAGACCUUUUAGCUGCGCAUGAGCUUGUGAAGGAUGACAAAGCUAUCAUUGCUGAGCUCGAAAAGAUACGGCAGAAGAGGAGGGAGCAGAAGGAGAAAGAGAAAAAAGCGUACAAGAAGUUGUUUGCAUGA